Molecule: messenger RNA, 1228 nt
Organism: Belonocnema kinseyi
Lineage: Eukaryota; Metazoa; Arthropoda; Insecta; Hymenoptera; Cynipidae
Exons: 8
Coding region: 238-1200 (320 amino acids)
Source: RefSeq, a predicted model, not a curated record
UGAGCAAGUUUGAACACGUUUAGUGCACGCUGGUUCUCGCGAUUAGUCAUCACGUUAGUCUGCAGGUGAACUUUCAAGUGAAACAAGGGAGACCCUCCAAAAAUCGGGUUUUGCUGGCUUUUGCGAAUGAAGUACCGCAGGAAAGUUAUUGUUUUACCCUUCGGUGCCCAUAAUUUCUACAGUGCCUUACAUCCUCUUCCCGACAAGUGAUCGCCGUGCCUUUUACGUCGACUGAAAAUGGCGAUUGGAUAUUUCAUACUCUUUUUAUGCGCGUUGGCGACAACUAAUGCAAUAUCUACGUGCAAUGGGGACAGCGAUUGUCCCGAUAACCAAUACUGCUAUGAUGUAUCACAACAUUGUGUAAAUUACACAAAAUGUAGCAGAUACAACCGCCAUGAAGGCAAAGACCAUGCUCGUCAUCCUUCGCAGUGCGGCUCCUGCUUGUCAGGAUACACAGCCGAGAUAUUAUCGACUGGAGAAACGGCUGAUGUUUGCUCAAAAACUCUAAUUGCUCAAAAUGGAGAAGUUCCAGAAUCUAUUAUUAAGAAGAAGCCACUGCUCAUUUGGCUGGGUUCUGCUACUGCAAUAUGCAUUAUAGCUGCAAUUAUUUUCCUGAUUCUGAUGAAAAAACGAACAGGAAGUUUGUUAAAUGCUCACAUGAGAGAUAAUGGAUGUCGGACGUGGACCAAUAUUUUCGGACCUAGUGCUCCUCCACUCGAAACUGGUGCCUUUAUCGAGGUUGGAGAGUCCCAGCCCUAUUCGGCUAUUACCAACAACAACCAUAAUUACAUGGACAAAAAUAAAUUGGUCUCAGCUACACCUUUUAAUAGUCCCGACUGGAUAAAAUCCAAUCCUGAUUAUGACGUUCAGGUGAACGACUCUCUUGAUAUUCCUGAACAGCCUGCUUCUCCACCAGCUCUGCCUCCCGAAGAAGAUACCAAUCCCAGUUCAUGGACACCUCAGCAAACAACUGGACCCAUUUCAAGUCGACCGUUCUCACAGUUUAGUGCAGAACGCGACAAUGCCAUGAAUGCUGUUUUAGUCCAAAGAAAUUGUCCGACUGCCACACCGAUCUCAGAAAAUGGCGACUCGACUUCCGAAGCCACAGACUCGCAGAGUCAUUCGGAUCAUAGAGGACCGAAUAUUCUAAUAAGUCAGAAAAUCACCAUGAACGUAAACGUUCUCAAUGGCGAUUUUUAAUCAUCACCGAUGACAUAAUAAUGCAUGC